GUUUGCCUCGGUGCUAGCUGGCCGUCUACGGUAUUGCCACUGCAAGGCCACCGGGCAAGCAACCGCUCUUUCCCUCUCGCCCUUUUGGCCUCAUCUCUCCCUCUCCCCUUCCUCCCUCCGUCACCUUCUGCCAAAAAGGUGGAGACGCCGUCGUGUAACUGCGUCGGCGCCUCCGCCACCUGGCAGCCCCGAUGGCGUUUUCCUCCAACGCCCCUCGGUAGACGACGACGCCGACGAGGGCGCCCUUAUACCCUCCUCUCCCCGCCCUAACCCUAGACCCAAGAAGAUCAAGAGCGGAUCCCUAGCCUCAUCCAGAUCGAUCCAGAGGGGAGAGGAGGGACGACAUCGCCAUCUUCAUCGAGAUCGAUAUCGACAUGAGCCGCCAGGGAUACAUCACGCUUCCCAUCUUCGUCGUGCUCGCAACCGUGGCCUUCCUCUACUACUCGACCGUCUUCUUGGUGAUCGAUGAGUGGAUGGGGCUGCGGACCGCGGCGGGGCUGGGGAAUGCCAUUGUCUUCACCUUCCUUACCCUAAUGGCGGUGGGGAACUACUGCAUCGCUGUGUUCAGGGAUCCGGGCCGCGUGCCUUCGUCGUUCAUGCCCGACGUGGAGGAAGCAGAAAACCAGAUCCACGAAAUCAAGAGGAAGGGUGGAGAUCUGAGAUUUUGCCAGAAGUGUUCUCACUAUAAGCCUCCCCGUACGCAUCACUGUCGUGUUUGCAAAAGAUGUGUUUUGAGAAUGGAUCACCACUGUGUUUGGAUAAACAAUUGCGUUGGGCAUGAAAACUAUAAGGUCUUCAUUAUUUUUGUGCUGUAUGGUGUGAUUGCCUGCAUCCACUCAAUGGUUCUUUUUGUUGGAAAUUUUAUUCAUGAUGCGCAGAAGGAUCAGCCACAGAGUAGUUACUCUAAUAAAACAACAUGUAUCAUUGGUGGAGCUAUACUGUUUCCCUUAGCUCUGGCGUUAAGCGUCCUAUUGGGUUGGCAUAUAUACCUUAUCUUGCAGAACAAGACCACAAUUGAGUACCAUGAAGGAGUCAGAGCCAUGUGGCUGGCAGAAAAAGUAGGAAAUAUGUAUAGACAUCCAUAUGACCUUGGUGUCUACGAAAACCUUGUUUCAGUGCUAGGGCCUAACAUCUUUUGUUGGUUAUGCCCUGGGUCGAAGUUCAAAGGCUCUGGUCUCCGAUUUCGCACUGCAUUUGACCUUCCAAUAUCUACAACACUAACUUGACCUAUCAAGUGGCAAAGAUAGAGUAGUUUGUUAGUAGAAGAUGGAAACCAUGUAAAUUUGUGGUUGAGCGUCAUUGGGAGUGCCAAUUACAAUCGUAAAGUACUUGCUGUACGUUUUUGGUCUGACAUGAGGGCUUCAUGUUACUUCUGCGGGCUGUUUAUAAACCAUAUCGGGGUAGGCAGAGGGAGUGUCCUUUGCAGGGGGAAUAUUCUGGGGUCUGUAAGUUUAUGUUGUUAAUAAACUAUAAUAGUCCAAGGAAAUAUAUUGUGAAUGGAACAUCGUGAA
Molecule: messenger RNA, 1511 nt
Organism: Elaeis guineensis (African oil palm)
Lineage: Eukaryota; Viridiplantae; Streptophyta; Magnoliopsida; Arecales; Arecaceae
Product: probable protein S-acyltransferase 16
Molecular function (GO): palmitoyltransferase activity
Source: RefSeq, a predicted model, not a curated record